Molecule: messenger RNA, 1050 nt
Organism: Atta colombica
Lineage: Eukaryota; Metazoa; Arthropoda; Insecta; Hymenoptera; Formicidae
Product: coiled-coil domain-containing protein 113-like
Exons: 7
Coding region: 1-1050 (349 amino acids)
Biological process (GO): cilium assembly
Cellular component (GO): axoneme; ciliary basal body
Source: RefSeq, a predicted model, not a curated record
AUGUCACGACAACAAGAUACAAGAAUCUUUAGUAUCGGAUCUUUAGUUUUAACUCCUAAGCAAGAUGAAUUCUGUUAUUAUGAAGAUAUGACGGAAACGGAAUUACAACAAGUACUUGAAAAUGUUAUUUAUUCGAAUCUAUUCCUGAGGUUAGAAAAUGACAUUUUUGAACGGUAUCUUGUGCGUCGAAAUCCUGAAAGUAUUCAAACAAUAGCGCAAAUCUUAGAAAGCGCUAAACGCGUACAAAAACUCGCACCUCAACACAGUCGCACAUCACCCGUUAUAAGCGCAAGCGGAAGUCUUGUGAAUGUUCGCGACAAAGAUUCAGCGAGCAUCGCCAGCGUCACGCCAAGUCGACACGUCACGCCGAGUCUUUUAACAGUCAGAAUACCAAGUGGAGGAUCAAAAAUUACAUAUACACAACGUAUCGAAAUGGUAAACAUCGAAAUCCGAGAAUUACAGAAAAAACUAAAAAAAAUCGAACAAAUAUCUAUAAAGAAAAAGAUAUAUUUGCGAGCACGAAUAGAAGAAAAUCAGAUCAGCAUUUGUGAAAUUUUUAAGAAUAGAGAAGAAUUUGAAGAAAAUGUUGUACAGAAAGGCAUAGAUAGCAUUACCGGGAAAAUACCGGCUGAAAAAUUUAUCAGAUUUAUAGAAGAUUCCUUGAAAGUAGUCGACAUAAUAACAGAACAAAUCAGAUUGAAGAUGACUACCAUAAAGUGUCAGAUAAGAAAAGUAAAGUUGCAGCUAAGGCAUAGAGAAGAACUGGGCGAGGCUUUACGCGUCAUAGACUUCGAACAAUUGAAGAUAGAAAAUCAAAUUUGCGUACAAAAAAUCGACGAGAAAAAUCAGUAUUUGCUUGGAAUGAAGAGAUUCGCGGAUAAAGAGGAAAAACAACUUAAAUCGAUAACGGAAUUAAUAAAUAACUUUGAGAUUCCGAAUAUUGUAGAUUCUAUUAAAUUGCGUAUGAAGCUACAGGAAUUACAAAGAAUCCAUAAGCGACUAAGUAGAGAGCGAGAAAUUCAACGAUUAACAUUUAAGUCUCGGAAAUAA